Messenger RNA from Trachemys scripta elegans, 6280 nucleotides. It is a transcript of the gene SMCR8, whose product is annotated as SMCR8-C9orf72 complex subunit. Gene Ontology annotation, cellular component: guanyl-nucleotide exchange factor complex. Bases 800 to 3601 code for a protein of 933 amino acids. The record is from RefSeq and is a predicted model, not a curated record. The transcript has 2 exons. Gene Ontology annotation, molecular function: GTPase activator activity. Lineage: Eukaryota; Metazoa; Chordata; Testudines; Emydidae.
GGGUUACACUGACAGCCGUAAACAGAACACCCUAACCCGGCACCAUUUCCGGGUCAGGGGUCACCGCCUGAACGGGUCAUGUGAUCGGAAGAUGGCUGCCGGGCUGCGGGCCCUGUGAGGGAAGUGACGGUUCCUGGUUCGAGCGCCAGCCGGGGAGAAGCGGACCGGGGGCUGGGGGAGCUCGGCUGGCGUUAGCGCCUGGCGCGGCGGAGGCCCCGGGCCGGGGAAGCAGCCCGCCCUCCGUGCUUGCAAGGACAGCCCGAGCUGGCGGGGGCAGAGCCGGCCCCUGCCCGUGCCCGGAGUCGGGGAGAGAACCGGCCCUGGGCGGGAGGCGACCAGCGUGAGCGAGGAGCUGGCGGGGGCGGGCCGCCCCCGGCAUCCUGGAGCGGGGGGGGGGGACCGGUCCUUUGGGCUCGUGACUGUGAACCUGGGGUGGGGGAGAGGCUGAGACUGAGCCCCAAGGACGGCGGGAGUUAGGGGUACCUGGAAACGGCGUGAAGCUGAUCUCUAGGGGUGCUGAGUGCGUGGCUGGGGCUGAGACAGCUAAUCCCGGGGACUGAGAACUAAGGAAUAUGGGGAACUAACUUGCCAGGCACCUUGGAUGAGGAGGGCUGACUCCCUCCCACCCCCCAGAGACCCUGAGGUGGGAGGACCUUAGCCCUGGAUAGGGGUUGGGAAAGGAGGCAGUUCCUUUAGUGUGAGAAGGGUUUCUUCCCCUGAUGGGUUUUGGUUGAUCUUUUCAGUUUUGGGGUUGGGGGAAGGGUUCCCUUUUCCAUGUCCUUUCACUCCACCUAUAAAUAUGAUCAGCGCCCCUGAUGUGGUGGCUUUUACCAGAGAGGAAGAGUUUGAAGAGGAGGCAUACAAUGAACCAUCCCUGCCUGAGGAGUACUCUGUGCCACUGUUCCCCUUUGCUAACCACGGUGCCAACCCCUGGUCCAAGCUUUCAGGCUCCAAGUUCACCAAGGACUUCAUUCUCAUCUCCGAGUUCUCAGAGCAAGUGGGCCCACAGCCUUUGUUGACCAUCCCGGAUGAUGCCAAAGUUUCUGGCACUUUUGAUCUGAACUAUUUUUCCCUCCGGAUCAUGUCUGUGGAUUAUCAAGCCUCCUUUGUGGGGCACCCUCCUGGAUGCUCCUACCCAAAGCUAAACUUUGUGGAGGAUUCCAAAGUGGUGUUGGGAGAUUCCAAGGAAGGAGCUUUUGCUUAUGUGCACCAUCUAACUCUUUACGACCUUGAAGCUAGAGGCUUUGUGAGGCCUUUCUGCAUGGCGUACAUUUCCACUGACGAGCACAAAAUCAUGCAACAGUUUCAGGAGCUCUCUACAGAGUUCUCCAAAGCAUCAGAGUGCUUAAAGACUGGUAACAGGAAAGCUUUUGCCAAUGAACUUGAAAAGAAACUGAAAGACCUUGAUUACACCAGGACAGUGCUGCACAAUGAAACAGAGAUACAAAAGAAAGCAAACGACAAAGGAUUUUACACAACCCAGGCCAUUGAGAAAGCUAAUGAACUGGCUAGUGUUGAAAAGUCCAUAAUUGAGCAUCAAGACCUGUUAAAGCAAAUCAGGUCAUAUCCUUAUAGAAAACUGAAGGAUUCUGAUUUCCAUCCGUAUGAGCCAGAGUGUGCACUGGAUCAAGCUAACCCAAGCUUUGAUCAAGACUCUACUACCUCUAACCCUGAUGAGCCCAGUGAAACGCAUCUUUAUGCACGGUUGCCAUCUUACACCCCUAAACUCAUCAAAGCAAAAUCUGCCAAAUGUUUUGACAAGAAGCUGAAAACCUUGGAGGAACUCUGUGAUGUUUAUUUUUUCACCCAAACUCUUGAUCAGUUAAAUCAAAUAGAGAAAACAUUUAGAGGCGAUGUGUGCUACCUUUUGACCAAUCAGAUCUGUAAAGCACUUUUAAAGCAGCAAAGUAUAACUAACUUCCUUUUUGAAGAUAAGUCUGUUUUAGAUGAAAAACCAGCUGAAAAACAGUACAGUGGUUGUCAGGGAUCUAAUCAGGACACUGUCAACACCAAGUGUUUGGAAGAAUCUCCAAUUCCUAAAGUGUUAAUCAGCUUGGAAUCUUACAAAUCUAGUGUGGAGUCUGUACCUAUCAAGAUGGAGCAGGAGAUUGAAGAUUCCCAAGAACCAGAAGUGACUGAACCUAUUGCUUUUGACCGGGAGAAUUUGGAAUACCUUGAUGCAGACAUUAAAGGGAGUAUUAGUAGCGGUGAAAGCAUUGAGGUUUUGGGAACAGAAAAGUCUACUGCUGUUCUGACAAAAUCUGAGAGCCAGGCAAGUUUGCCUAUCCACCCAAGUCCACAGGUGGUCAGGAGCAAGGCAGUUAGCAGAAGGACCAUCAGUGAGGACAGCAUUGAAGUCCUCAGCUUGUGUCCUUCGGAAUCUUUGAUCCCUGAAGAUUUUAAAGCAAGCUACCCAAGUGCCAUUAAUGAAGAAUCUUAUGCAGAUGUUGAAGGUCGAGGUAUUCACGUCAGCCCGAGUUUAAAUCCAUCGAACGUUGAAGAGAUGGAAGGCAAUUCUGAACUGGAGAAAUUAUUGCCAGUUGAUUCUGCCUGUUGUAUUGGGAAAGAGUCUCCAAACUUUUUAGAGACGCUACCUGACCUAACACACGAACAUUGUGAUGAUGAUGAUGGUGUGGUCAGUAUUCCACCACAGCCAUAUAGACAGGUGGAUCAGGGAUUUCAUGUGAACUUCACAGACUGUUCUUCACAUGAUGAUGUCUCAGGAGGACUGCUUUCAUAUGAACUUGAUCCGCAUUACUUAAGCAGUAGAGAGGCCAGUAGAAUUAGUCUGGAUGAAUACUCAGACUCCACAAGCUACGUGAGCAGUGCAGCUUCCACAUGUUCUGAGACUCCUUCUCCGGCUCAUCCUCUCAGUCACUUUAAUGAAAGGCACAAAAAAAAGGCUGGCCAGAAUGCCUUGAAGUUCAUUAGGCAAUAUCCUUUUGCUCAUCCUGCAAUAUAUUCUCUGCUCAGUGGAAGGACGCUAAUAGUGCUGGGGGAAGAUGAAGCAAUGGUAAAGAAACUUGUGACUGCUCUCUCCAUCUUUGUUCCUAGUUGUGGGGUGUAUGCCAAGCCUGUGAAACACUGGGUCACUUCCCCUUUGAAUAUCAUGGAUUUUCAGAAGUGGAAGCUGAUUGGACUGCAGAGAGUGGUUUCCCCUGCUGGUGUUAAUACGCUGCACUCCUUGGGUCGAUACAGCCGGUACAUCAGCAUUCUGGAUGCAGACAGUAAGACUCUACGCUGCCCCCUUUAUAAAGGAACCCUGGUGCCCAGGCUUGCUGAUCACCGCACUCAGAUCAAACGAGGAAGCACCUACUAUAUGCAUGUCCAAAAUAUUCUAACUCAGCUGUGUUCUAAGGCCUUCCUGUACGCCUUCUGCCAUCACUUGCACCUUCCCAUCAACGAAACCGAAACAGAGGAAUCCAUUGUGUCUCGCAGGAUGAACUUUCUGAAACUUCAUCUGGGACUUGUGAAUGAAGAUGUCAAAGUGGUACAGUACCUAGCAGAGCUGUUGAAAUUGCAGUACAUUCAGGAACCUGUCAGCGGUAUUAACCCUAUGCUCAGAUUUGACUACGUUCCCAGCUUUUUGUACAAAAUUUAGUAUCACCUGGGCUGCCCUUCUGUGGACUCUGAUUUUGAUGAAGAUCAUCUGUGCUUGACUUGGCUAUUUACAAAUAUCUGAUAUAUCGGGAAGAAUGCAAAGCAGUCAACAUAUUUGCAAGCAAGAGUCUGCUGUGUAGAAAACAGUGUCUGAAGGGACCUGAUUUCUGUGCGACUCCCAGCAGCUGAGAACUGGAUGUGUUGUACCCCAGCAAAGAAAUGAGAUCUAAAAAUAUUGGCCACUCCAUCCUUAAAUGUUAAAGGGACACUGUCAACUUUUAAAAACCUUACUAAGAACACCAUUCCUUUCAUGUUCAUGGCGCAGGGAGGGUGGGAGAAGUCGGCUGUCCUUAUGGGGUGACAUCUGACGAGUAGCGUCCAGUCCCCUCAAUGCAUGUUAACUUGUAUAUUCAAGUUAAAACUUCGCAUUUUCCUGGCAACAUCAGCGUUGCUAGUGCAUAGACAGGAGUGAAGUAUGACCCCUGUGGAUUUUGACUAUUUUAUAUAUACAGCAAAAUACAUUUGCCCAAGUGUAGGGGUGAUACUGAUAUAUAUAUAUAUAUAUUAAAGCUUCCAACCAUGAUGGAGGCUAAAAAUUACCUGCCCACAUUAAAUAGUUCACAGUGCCCCUUUGCAUUGUCUGUGCUGGUUAAUGGUUCAUGGAAUUGAUUGUUGCUGAGCCUAUGAGCUAGAGAUCAAAGCGUGUAUUCUUCUGUUGACUUCUCAGCUUUGCUGGAAGACGAAAAGGUGGAAGGAGUCCUUCUGUAUCUUAGACUGCACGGAGGCCCCCCCUUCAGUGUGAAUGUAGAGCACCGUGCCUUGUUAAUUUGCAGCGUUCUCUUUUCUUGAUGACCUGGGGAUGGGGAAGGAGACCUCCAAGUCUUUAAAGCUUGCUAGGACUUCGCAGCACUGCUGUGGUGUAACCUUGAAGGAAAUAUGCUAGUUGAAUAGCAAAAAGGGCCCCUGUUGGUUGCUCUCUCAGUGUAGAGAACGAAUAGUGUAACUCGGCUGAAGCUGCACGCAGGGGGGGAUGGGGACAAGGAGCCUCUUAGGCCAGGUGCUCAGGCGGGAUCGGGAAUGAAUGUACUUGGAGGAAAUGUUUUAUCCUUUGUAGUUUUGUGUUGGGGGCUAGAUUUGCAUUGGAUAGGAAAAUGAGCGUAGGUUCGGCGGCAGCGAAUGCUGCUUCUGGCUCUGGCUCACCACUCCAAGUUAGUUAGUUAUUUUUAAUGCCAUGCCUUUGCAACUUCUCUACUACCUCUCCCAUAGCAUCCCUUGGGUGGUUCUGGAUGCUGCAUGCAGUGCUGCGUUUCACUGAGCCUAUUCGUUGGAUAUUGAGGACUUUCAAAGCUCCUCCCACAUUGCAAACUGUGCCAGAACCUUCCUAUUGCCUUUAUGGUGAGUGCCGAAGGAUUCAUGCUUUGCUUUUGUCAUGCAUCUCUUCCUUCCAGGAGAAUCUCCGAGGAGGUUACAUCUCAUCCACUGCCACCCCUUGGCUAGAGAUUACUGCAGUACAUCUGAUGCCAGCCCCCAAAGUUCUUUUACGUGAGAGAAAAGUCUGGGUGGAAAACAUCACCUUGGUUUUAUUUCUUUUUAGCACUGUUCUUGUCUGAUUCGGGGGGAACAUGGGUUUUACUAGAGUAGCUGAACUGUGUGUGUAUAUAUAUAUUUUUUAAACCUCUGUCUAAUGUGAUUAUGUGAGACAGUGCUGAAAUUGAAUGUAAAUUUCUAAUGUACCAGAGGAAGCUGCAAUGCAGAGUGUUGGGUUUGUUCGUGUGUUUUAGAUUCCGUUGAUGCGAUAGCUGCGCUCUUAUGUAACGUGCAUCCCAAACAAAGAGAGGCUCCUUAGAGCCAUAUUGUUCCUAGCGUCCAUAGUGCUGCAACACUGACUCCUCCUCACACCGAGAAACGUCUUUGAGACAGAACUGAAGCAGACCUGGGGGAAGCAAUGGGGAGGGAAGACCGUCUUAAGUGUUAGUAUCACUACUAUAGUGAGACCAGGUGAAGCAGGAAAUAGUGAGUUACCGCAAGCUCACUAAAGUCGGAGGUUGCUUGUGAUUUUUAGCAUGCAGGCGGGAGCCAGCGUAAAAUAGCUUUUUGCUGAAGGGCUGAGCAGUGUGUGCAUGUGUCCCGUCAGCUUCACAUGUGUCUGCGCACCACGCUGCAGAAUUGUUUUCACAUUUAAAGAGCAUGUUUAAAGAACUUUUCUUUCUCAGAUUCUAAAUGUGACCGCCUGUAUGCAGCUGUUGCAUGUGAACUGGGUCUGCUAAGUGAAAGCUAUUUUUAUACUUCUAUAAAAACACUGUAAUGUACUAGGUGACUGAAGCCACUGCUUGUUAAAUCAAGGGUUUGUCUUAAUAACCUUAAGCCUAGACAAGAUUCCAAGUAGAAAAAGAACAGCUGGGAUCAUAAGUGACUAAUACAGGUAAUACGAUUCAGUCAUAACCUCUCGGCCUAUUAAUUGAUGGAGUGGAAAUCUAUUCGUCUCAAGACCUCACCUUUGUACUGAAAAAUAACCUGACACUAAUUGGGAGUGAGGAGGGUAAGAUGUAUUGAAGUCCGUGGAGACUUUUGUGUCUCCCUAGCUGACAGGCUGGUGAUGGUUGCAGGAUACAGUAUUACGGGACUUUCUCGUUACAGCAGCCUUUAUCUGUACUUUGUGUAAUCAGACUCCUAAGGUGGU